Chiloscyllium plagiosum (whitespotted bambooshark) is the source of this 4502-nucleotide messenger RNA. RefSeq names its product TBC1 domain family member 22B. Gene Ontology annotation, molecular function: GTPase activator activity. Gene Ontology annotation, biological process: activation of GTPase activity. The record is from RefSeq and is a predicted model, not a curated record. NCBI's taxonomy places the organism in Eukaryota, Metazoa, Chordata, Chondrichthyes, Orectolobiformes, Hemiscylliidae.
UGAACAUCAAGGCUCCCGAUUGGUGGCUCGGUUCACGGUUCCGCCCCGGCCAAUGAGAGGGCAGCGUCGGCCCCGGACGCCAACAUGGCGGCGGCAGCAGCAGCAGCAGCGUUUAGAAAUUGUUUGAGAUUUUAACCUUUCCGACCGGGGCGCGCCCGUCCUUCUGCACGGUAUUUAUUUUUCCUUUUAAAAAAAAACACCCGAAAAUUCCGUCAGCGCUCCGGUACUGUCAGGGGAAGGAAAGGAAAGGAAGGGAAGGGGAGGUGAUGGCGAGCGACAGCAGGAGGCAGUUCUGGAAGCGGAACACCAAGGUUCCCGGAAGUAUACAACAAGUUUAUGGAGCUCAACAUCCCCCAUUUGAUCCCCGUCUACACAAAAAUUUACUUAAAGAAGGUUCCAAGAUGUACACACAGUCAAAAUCAAAAAGAGCUUCAAGUUUCCAUGAGUUUGCGAAAAGCACCAGUGAUGCUUGGGACAUUGGGGAUGAUGAAGAGGAAGAGUGCAUGUCUUUUGCUUCCCAAAGCCUUAAUUCAAAAGUUGCAAUGGCAACAGCUGCUCAGGUCAUUCAGAACCACAAUAAAUUGAAGGAACCUCCUGGAGAGAAAAUGCAGCAAUCUGAAUCGUUUGACGAGAUUAAAAGGAAUGGCAAGGUGGUCAAGUCGAACAGCGAAGUACAACUGUCAGUGUCUUCAGGUGGCUCUUUAGGCAGAGUAACACUCCAAAAACAACAGUCACUCCCUUCACGGCCUGUUAUUCCAUUAGUGGCACGAAUUUCAGAUCAGAAUGCAUCUGGGGUACCGCCAAUGACAAUAAGAGAAAAAUCACGUCAUGAAAAGUUCAAACAGCUUUUAAGCAGUGCAAAUACAGAUUUAGAAGAACUAAGAAAAUAUAGUUGGUCAGGUGUUCCAAGAGAAGUUCGUUCUGUCACGUGGCGACUGUUGUCGGGUUAUCUACCUGCAAAUAUGGAGAGAAGGGAAAUCACUUUACAGCGAAAACGGGAAGAGUAUUUUGGGUUCAUUGAACAAUAUUAUGAUUCCAGAAAUGAAGAACAUCACCAGGAUACAUAUCGACAAAUUCACAUUGACAUUCCCAGAACUAAUCCCUUGAUUCCCCUCUUUCAACAACCUUCUGUUCAAGAGAUCUUCGAGCGGAUUCUCUUCAUAUGGGCCAUUCGACAUCCGGCAAGUGGUUACGUUCAAGGAAUUAAUGAUCUGGUCACUCCUUUCUUUGUAGUGUUCCUUUCAGAGCAUGUGGAGGAAGAUGUGGAAAAUUUUGAUGUAACAAACCUGUCGGAGACAGUACAGCGGAAUAUAGAAGCUGAUAGUUUCUGGUGUAUGAGCAAACUAUUGGAUGGCAUACAGGAUAAUUACACUUUUGCACAACCAGGGAUUCAGAAGAAAGUCAAAGCACUUGAAGAACUCAUUAGCCGAAUUGAUGAGCAAGUGCAUAUUCAUUUUAGAAAAUACGAAGUAGAGUAUCUGCAAUUUGCAUUCCGGUGGAUGAAUAAUUUGUUGAUGAGGGAGCUGCCUCUCCGAUGCACCAUCCGACUCUGGGACACAUACCAGUCAGAGCCAGAGGGAUUUUCUCACUUUCACUUGUAUGUCUGUGCUGCUUUCCUCAUUAAAUGGAGAAAGGAAAUUUUGGAAGAAGAUGACUUUCAAGGUCUACUGAUGUUGUUGCAGAAUUUACCUACAAUCCACUGGGGUAAUGAAGAAGUUGGCCUUCUCCUUGCAGAAGCGUACAGGCUUAAGUACAUGUUUGCAGAUGCACCUAAUCACUACAGACGAUAAGUGGUUAGAAGUGUUGAGAGCUGAAUUUAAACUCUUUUCAGUCUUUCAAGUCAGGUGGCCAUCAGCUGUACUGACUGAGGCAGCAAAUGGUCCAACUACUUUGGAAGUAGUUUCUAAUUACUUGAAGCUUUUCUUAAGCUAUUAUUGUAAUAUACUAAAUUGAAAGUGGACUGAGAGCUCCCUCAGUUUGCUCUUCAUGGAGCCUUGCUAAAUCUUUGAUACUAGGUUAUAUAUAAUUCUUAGAAAAAAGAUUUAAAAGGAAUUAUAUUGUAUGUUUCUGUAUAAUAGUUAAAAUGUGUGUCCUUAAUUUGAACUACUGUGAGCUUAUACUUAGGAAGUUGCUUAAGUGUUUGGAUAUAGUGUGCAUAAGAGAGACUGGUUAAAUUUUCCUCAUUUUUCAACAUAACUGGCAUCCAAUUUCUUGUAGUAGAUGAUGCAUUCACAAUAUUUUUAAUUGUGCCUCUUUUUUAAAAAAAAAGUCCUCGAAUUUUAUUUUAGAGUUGCUGUGUAUUAUUUGAUGUAAACUUUGGCUGUUUUGGUGAGGUAUGUUCAUUUAAAAGUAUUUACAUUUUGGCAAAAUAUCUUUUUUUUAAUAAGCAAUAAAAUGAUUCAUUUUUUAAUGUAGAAUUUGAGAAAUUUGGAAAAAUCUAACUAUCUUUAUAACUUUUUUAAAAGAUUUGUGUUAUGAGCACUAAUGGUAUGUUUGAAAGGCCAAUUAUUAAUGCCAAUAAUAUAGAUUCCAAACUAAAGCCAUUCAAGAUUAAAAUAUGUUUCUCAGGUAUAGGUAUUUCCUUUUGGUUUGUGUGCCUUUUGACCAAUUCUUUACGUAAAGUUGAGAAACCAUUGUGAUACUUAAGUUUGAAAUUGUUUUAGCAAGAGUUGAUGGCAUUUCUUUUAGCUCUUAAGAUGUCUCUUUUGCUUGCUGAAAGAAACCUUGGUAUGAGUUCUAGUGAUUAAGAAAUUAUUCCUAUAAUUAAAAUAUAGAAAUGUAUAUAUUUUUAAAUAUAUAUGAGACCUGAGAAGCAGAUUUUUUCUAUUGAUGGCCAACAAUUAAAUGAAUAGGGUUAUAUCUCUGUUUCUUUCCUCCCUUAUUGGUUGAGAUCCAAAUAUUCCAAAAGUGGUGCAGAUAAUUUAACCUGGCUGGGAAAGCAGCUUGCCCUGCAUCCAGCAAUGACUGAUAUCAUUCCCAAAUUGCCUACCCUUUCCAAGCAUUCCCAUGUGAUGAGGAGAAGUUGUGAGAAAAGUAGAUCUGAGAUGUCAACCAAAUGCAAUCUAACAGAAUAACAGAAAAAUAGAGAGGGGCUGAACAGUAUAUUCUUAUUUCUAUAUGUUAGGGUAUCAAUGUAAAGAGAAAGCAGAAUAACGGAGUUGAGAUACGCACCAGCCAUGGCCUUACAGAUAUGGCCGAACAGACUUGAGAGGCUGAACAACCUGCUGUUUUUCCUUUGUUCAGAAACCAUGACUACUUACACUCCACUGAUGGGAGCUGUAUUGCUUGAAAGUUAUUCUCAGAGCCAGGCUGGUUACCGUCUACCAUGUGCCAUCUCUAACUCGUAAUGCACUCAAUAUCCUAAGUGCACAUUCUAAGGAAUCAUGCUUGGAACCUAAUCUAGUAAUUCUAAAAUUGAGAGUAUUUCUUCUGUUAAACUCCUAGUCAACUUUAUUGUAUUGAAUGUGUAAUCUUUUAUCAUUUUUGGUCAUGUCAGAAAAGAAAACGUAACUAUUGUUUACUUCUACACUGAACUUGCAGUAUCUUCUGUCAUUGAUUAGUGUGGUUCCUUAAAGGUUGUUAUGCAAAUAUGUUGUCAGAAAGAAAGCAAUUGCAAAGAAAAUGUAGAUGAAUGAUAUAGGGUUCAGCAAUCCACAAAUAGAUUUUACUAUAUGUUUAAAACUGUCAAUAAUUUCUUUUUAUUUCAUUUUUAACUUAUUUUCUGAAUUGUCAAAUUUGUUUUAAUUGUAUGUUCCUUUUUAUGUAAAGGGACAAUAAUUGGAAACUACUCUGCUGUGGUUUUUAUGUGUCUGUUUCACUUUGGAAAUGUUAAAGAAUGUGUAUAGUAGCUUUUACAUAGAAUUACAAUCAAGCCUCUGUAUUAACUUCCUGUGUUCCAAAAAGAAGAGUGAAUGUGUAAAUUACUUUCUGAACAGUUAGGCAGGCAAAUGCAUGGUUUAAUGGAUCAAUAUUCCUAACACUUGGUUCUGCUUCUGUUUAGAUAAUGUCUUGCAAAUGGUUGCAUCCUAAUCAAAGUCAAGCACAUGGGCAUCUAAGCACAAUUACUUUGUUUGAUUAAGUCUAAAAGAUAGCAAGUAUAUCUUCCCCUUUGUUAUAAUGUAGCUUUUCUUGCUAAUUCUAGUUGCUGUUGAUCUUGGAGUUGAUUUUCCACUAAAAGGAGGGCCAAAAUUGGAAGGGAUCAUGGAGUCAUACAGCAUGGGAAUAGACACUUUGGUACAGUGAGUCCACAUUCCUAAGCUAAACUGGUGCCGUUUGGCUCAUUUCCCUCCAAACCUUUCCCAUUCAUGUACUUAUCCAAAUGUCUUUUAGAUAUUGUAACUGUACCUGCAUCCACCACUUUUUCCACACAUGACCAACUCUCUGUGCUUAAAAAAAGUUACUGCUCAUGUCUUUUUUCAAAACUUCCUCCUCCUCACCUUAAAAAUGUGCCUCCUAGUUUUGAACUCCACCACCUUAGGGAAACAACCUUUACUAUUCACCUU